Molecule: messenger RNA, 1295 nt
Organism: Caenorhabditis elegans
Lineage: Eukaryota; Metazoa; Nematoda; Chromadorea; Rhabditida; Rhabditidae
Gene: T27A3.5
Product: Protein-tyrosine phosphatase
Exons: 6
Coding region: 109-1176 (355 amino acids)
Molecular function (GO): hydrolase activity; protein tyrosine/serine/threonine phosphatase activity; protein tyrosine phosphatase activity
Source: RefSeq, marked reviewed
UUUUUUUCUUCCUCCAACCCUUCCCUUCCAAAAACAAAUUAUUUCUGUUUUGUCCUUGGUUGAAAAUCAACCGUCUGUCUUUUUGAAUUUGACAUCAGUGAGCAGAAGAUGACGUCAGUCAACAAGAAACGAAAUGCGAGAAAGAAUCAGGAACCAACUUCAAAUAUGACUAUCGAAACCGAAGAUGGUACCCAAGCUGAUCGCCCUAAAAAGCGCCCAGCAAAGAAGCGGAGUAAAGUGGUUAGGCGUGCUGCUCAAUAUGGAGAUGUCAAUGAGCCAAUCCUCCGAGACUUCGUAAAGGCGACUAUUCAAACGGGCGUUAAGCAGUUGAGCACGGAGUUUCUGAAUCUCAAAAUGGAAACUCAACCGUGUAACAAGCCGAAGACUGGGCAUGAAGGACAUCCGGAGAAGAAUCGGUACAAAGAUGUCUAUUGCAUCGAUGAUACCCGUGUGGUUUUGAAGUGGCCUGAGGACAGCCCAAGUGACUACAUCCAUGCAAAUUGGGUGAAAAUCAAUGGUGCCAACAAGUUUAUCUGCACACAAGGACCCACUGAAAAGACAGUCGAUGACUUCUACCGUCUCAUUUGGCAGGAAAAGGCGCCAUGUGUUGUGAUGCUUUGCAACAUUAUGGAGUGUGGAAAGAAGAAAUGUGAGCAGUAUUGGCCGGAAACUGCAGAUGGGCAGAUGAUCUUGAUGGAUGGAAAGUUGACGGUGAAGAUUGCGGAGCCGGCAAAGGAAGUGGAACAGAACAUUCUUCUCAUGAAGAUAACUGUCAUUGAUGAUAAGGGGACAUCCCACAACUUCGAGCAUUGGCAAUGGAAAGCCUGGCCGGAUCGUGGAGUGCCUGAACUUCCGAUGGCGGUUUUCAGACUUCUCAUUAGACUUAAAACUGCAAGUCCCAUCGUAGUUCAUUGCUCUGCUGGAAUAGGUCGUACCGGAUCAAUUGUUGGACUUGAGAUUGCAUUGGUCAAGUUCUGUGCAGGAGAGAAGGUUGUUCUGAAGGAUAUUGUCAAGGAGAUUCGUAACCAACGUCAUGGUUCCGUGCAGACAGAUGCUCAGUACCUCUUCAUGCAUCGUGUAUUGCUGGCUUUGGCGGAGAAUAGAAAGAUUACAAGCCCGGAAUUGAGCGCCUUUGUAGCCGAGUACGACAAGGUCAUCGCGACGAAAAAUGGAUAAGAAUCCCCAGCACACUAUCAAGAACUAGACAAUUUCAUCAAUCGUAACACACUUUCUCUAUAGUAUUGUAAAUUAUUCCCUCGUGUUUUUCUAUGGUAAUAAAUUAGUUUGGUAUUCUC